Molecule: messenger RNA, 711 nt
Organism: Aureobasidium melanogenum CBS 110374
Lineage: Eukaryota; Fungi; Ascomycota; Dothideomycetes; Dothideales; Saccotheciaceae
Product: endoglucanase A precursor
Exons: 2
Coding region: 1-711 (236 amino acids)
Biological process (GO): polysaccharide catabolic process
Molecular function (GO): cellulase activity
Source: RefSeq, a predicted model, not a curated record
AUGCUGGGCGUUGCCUCGGCCGCCCCUACUGCCACCAUUGAGAAGCGCGCUCAACAGUGCGGUCAGUGGGACAGCAAGGUCACCGGUGCCUACACUCUGUACCAAGACCUCUGGGGCAUCUCCGGCUACACCGGUUCCCAAUGCUCCGACAUCACCAGCCUGAGUGGCAACACUCUGAACUGGUGGACCACUUGGUCAUGGGCCGGUGGCUCCAGCCAAGUAAAAUCCUACGCCAACGUCGUUACCAAGACCAACGCCGUUCAAAUCUCCAAGAUCAAGUCUUUGGCUACAAAAUGGAGUUGGACACAGACAGGCUCCAACAUCGUCGCCGACGUCGCCUACGACAUCUUCACCUCCAGCACCGCAGGCGGAAAGAAUGAAUACGAAAUCAUGGUCUGGCUCGCCGCCUUGGGAGGUGCCGGACCCAUUUCUUCCACCGGGAAGCCCAUUGCUACCGUCACCGUUGCUGGCCACUCUUGGAAGCUGUGGUAUGGCAGCAAUGGUGUGAACGAGGUUUACAGCUUUACUCCUAACGGAGCGAAUGUCAGCAACUUCAGUGGUGACUUGAUGGAUUUCUUUAGUUAUUUGAUCAAGAGCCAGGGAUUCAAGGAUAGCCAGUAUUUGGUUUCUGUGGGCGCUGGCACUGAGCCUUUUACCGGGUCGAAUGCUAAGCUUACCUCGUCGUACAGCUUGGUUCCUGCUUACAAGUAG